This is a messenger RNA of Misgurnus anguillicaudatus (oriental weatherfish), 1408 nucleotides long. RefSeq lists its product as uncharacterized. The record is from RefSeq and is a predicted model, not a curated record. NCBI's taxonomy places the organism in Eukaryota, Metazoa, Chordata, Actinopteri, Cypriniformes, Cobitidae.
AUGUCUAUCCAGUAUAUAUCAGGCCGAUUUCUUUUAAUUCAAGAAAAGACAAAUGGAGCAGAAGAGAACACGGCACGAUUGGCCAUAACCAACCAGUCAUCAAUUUAUGCAAACUUGAACUCUUCAUAUGCUGUUGAUGGCAGACGUGACACGUGGGCUCAUACUAACACAGAGACUGACCCGUGGUGGAGAGUAGAUCUGUUAAAAGUAUAUAAAGUGAACAGAGUGGUCAUCACCAACAGAGAUAGUUACUUUUAUUUCCGGAUAAAUGGGGCAGUGAUUCGUGUUGGAAACUUUUCUGAAGACUUUUACAGUAACCCCAUAUGUGCUACCAUUGUUACGAUUCCACCUGGUGCCAAUGAGACUUUCUAUUGUGCUGGAAUGAAGGGACGUUAUGUUCAUGUGCAUAUUCCUGGAGAUCAGCACAUUCUUACCCUUAAUGAAGUUGAAGUCUAUGGGUUUUUGGCAGGUAAUUUGGCAACAGAUGGAGUCGCUACGCAAUCCUCAACAUUUCAAGACUGGUUUGCUGAAAAGGGUAUUGAUGGUAAUCGAGGUCUCUUACAGCAGUUUACUGGAUGCACACAAACCGUUUCUGAGAGUAAUCCAUGGUGGAGAUUGGAUCUGCGUGAUGUUUACUGUAUCAACAGUGUUGUCAUCACUAGCAGAUUUGACUGCUGUCCAGAAGAAAUUAACGGAGCAGAGAUUCACAUCGGAAACUCUUUAGAGAACAACGGCAACAACAAUCCACUAUGUGCUGUUAUUUCUGGUAUUUCUGCAGGUAAAUCCUUCAUCUACUCAUGUGGUGGGAUGGUAGGACGUUAUGUCAAUGUGUUUCUUCCUGGAGAUGUCAAGAUUCUUACUCUGUGUGAAGUGGAGGUUUAUAGAGAAGAUCCAUGUAAACAAAGAGCCGCUGUGAAGAUGCAGUUUAGCUCCAGCUCGGAUUUGACUGACGUUACAAUGAGAGACAAAAUACUUCAACAGUUGGGAUCUCUUCUGGCUAGCAGAUUACUUAUAAAUGUCCAAAUGCAGUGGACUCAACCCCCUAAACAGAAAAUAAUGAAGGUGGAUGAAAAACGUUCGUGUGAGAAAAAAUACCCUUGACAUUAAACCUGUCUUUGAUUCAGCUCGUUUGUUUAUGAAAAAACUAACUUUUUGGUUUAGUCAAAUAUAUUAAAUUAACCCUCUUAAUUUCUAAAUAGUAACAUUAAAAUUUAUUGAGAACUAGAUUUUCCUAAGUAAAAUGAUAAUGAAUACACAAUUAAUUCAUGUACAAAAUAAACUGUUUGGGAAUGGUGAGUCAUAUUAUAGAUUUUAUAGUCAGAUGGAUGGCCGAAAUGCAUCAGUGUGCACUGCAGUGUUUAAGUCAUUAUUUGAAUGUUUUCUAAGUUAGCCAUGUUUUUAAUAAAGG